Messenger RNA from Asparagus officinalis (garden asparagus), 1100 nucleotides. RefSeq lists its product as uncharacterized. The transcript is spliced from 2 exons. The coding region runs from base 23 to 895 and encodes 290 amino acids. NCBI's taxonomy places the organism in Eukaryota, Viridiplantae, Streptophyta, Magnoliopsida, Asparagales, Asparagaceae. The record is from RefSeq and is a predicted model, not a curated record.
UUAUUUCAAGUGGACACCAGAGAUGGAAGAUGAGUUGCUCCGCUUGCUUGUAGAGGAGGCCAAGAAUGGGAAUAGAAAACGAAAUGCAACAUUUAAAAAGCAUAUAAUACAACAGAAUGUCAUUCCAGUUCUUGAAGCCAAGUUCAGUUGUCAAUUUAAGUAUGAAUAUGUUUACAACAAAUGGAAAAAUUGGAGAAGACGACUAGAACCUGUUGAGACAAUCAUGAAGACAAAUUCUGGAUUUCAUUGGGAUCCCCUGACUCAAAAAUUGACUUGCGCGGAGGAGACAUGGCAGAAUAUCCUGCAGGCCAAUCCGAAUACACCUCAUCUGAAAGGCAAAGUAUUCGAGAAAUUUGAAGAUUACAAAAUGGUUGUGGGUAACGAUGGAGUAUCGGGUAGGCGAGCAGUUGCAUCGAGUGCCCAAGGAGUGGAUGAUGCAAGGUCAGAAGAUAGCAAGGAAGAAGGCGAUCUUCGAGAUGACAUGGUUAGGGGUCCUGGAGUUUCCGCCGAUAAACAUGAAGAUUUAUCAUCUCCAACUAGCACCGAAUCACCCCGACCUAGUCCAACUGAAUCUAUUCCAUCAGUGACCAACGGCGAUGGACGACCAAUUAUCCCCUCGACUACAUCACACGAUAUUAUGUUACGCGAGAUAGCUAAUCAGCUUCAGGACGUGAAUAAGAACCUUAAAGAACUGGUGAUGGAACUGAGAAUGAAAAGAUGUGGGAAUCUACCCUGGGUUGAAGCAGUGACGAACAUGCCCGGGUUCAGAAACGUUGAGAAGUGGAAAAUACUUGGUGAUAACAACAUCAACCAAGAUUUGAAGGAUUAUUUCGUUAUGCUGGAUGAGGAGCAACGUCGCAGGUUUAUGAAUUGGAUGCUCAGUAGAUUCUACUGAAUUGUAUCUAGUAACCCUGUUUGAACUUUUAUCUUGUUCUGAUGGACUUCAGCUUUUAGCUUGUUUUUUUUUUUUUUUUUUUGUUUAAUGUUUGUAAAUACUGUCUUUAUGUGGACUUUUAAUUCAUGUAUAUAGUACUAUUGUUUACAGGAUGCAUUAUACAACCAGCGUAUCUGUAGUUGAAUAUUAAGGAAUAAAUUGAUUC